Rhipicephalus microplus (southern cattle tick) is the source of this 3204-nucleotide messenger RNA. Its product is annotated as ubiquitin-like modifier-activating enzyme 1. Gene Ontology annotation, biological process: protein sumoylation. NCBI's taxonomy places the organism in Eukaryota, Metazoa, Arthropoda, Arachnida, Ixodida, Ixodidae. The record is from RefSeq and is a predicted model, not a curated record. Gene Ontology annotation, cellular component: SUMO activating enzyme complex; cytoplasm. Gene Ontology annotation, molecular function: SUMO activating enzyme activity.
AUGUCUGGAUCACGUCAUGUCCAUUUCUCUGCAAAUGACGGCGACGACCAUGACAUCACCCCUCCAGCGAAGAAACGCAGGACCGACGACGGCCCCAGCCACGACGAGUCCGGAAAAGCGAAUAGACAACUGGCCCCGACUGCCUCAUCGGGAGAGAACCCACCCCAGAUCGAUGAGAGCCUCUACUCUAGACAACUCUACGUGCUCGGGCGAGACGCCAUGUUGCGCAUGGCGCAGUCGGAUGUCCUGGUGUGCGGAAUGGGAGGACUGGGCGUGGAGAUCGCCAAGAACAUCAUUCUGGGUGGCGUCAAGUCGGUCACCAUUCACGACGAGGCCGUGUGCACGAGGCACGACCUAUCCUCGCAAUACUACCUCAGCGAGGAAAGGCUGGGCGAGAACAGAGCCUCGGCUUCCGAGGCAUCACUGGCGCGACUCAACCAGUACGUGCGUGUGGAAGCCCACACAGAGCCCCUGAACGAAGAGUUCCUGAAGAAGUUCAGUGUUGUGGUGUUGACGGAGACUCCAUUGAAAGAGCAAGAAAAAAUCGCCGCUUUUGCCCGCGAGAACAACAUUUCGCUGAUUGUUGCCGAUACCCGGGGCCUGGCGGGGCAGAUAUUCUGCGACUUCGGUGAGAACUUCCGAGUGGUGGACCCGACCGGGGAGGAGCCGCUGUCUGUUUUAAUAUCUUCCAUCACCCGGGACACGGAGGGCGUAGUGACCUGCUUGGACGAAAUGAAGCAUGGGUUCGAGGAUGGUGACUACGUCACCUUUUCCGAAGUCAAAGGCAUGACCGAGAUAAACAACUGCGCGCCGAUGAAAGUCAGGGUGCUCGGGCCAAAUGAAUUCUCCGUGGGUGACACAACGCAGUUCAGCGACUACUCCACUGGCGGCGUCGCAACUCAAGUAAAAAUGCCAAAGGACAUCAAGUUUAAAUCAUUUCGAGAGUCAAUGGCCGAGCCGGACUUCGUUAUGUCCGACUUCGCAAAGAUGGAUCGUCCUCUGCAACUCCACCUCGGAUUCCAGGCUCUCCACGAGUUCCAGCAUUCGCACUCGCGCCUUCCACGGCCUUGGAACAAGGAGGAUGCAGAGGAGCUUGUACGAUGGGCGAAACUGAGGAACACUAAGCUGGCCACACCACUAGAGCAUGUAGACGAGAGGCUGAUCACGACACUCUCCUACGUAUCGGCCGGCUCGCUGUGUCCCAUGCAGGCGGUGAUUGGCAGCAUCGCCGCCCAGGAAGUCAUGAAGGCCUGCAGCGGGAAGUUCGGGCCAAUCCAGCAGUGGUUCUACUUCGAUGCUUUCGAGUGCCUCCCGCAGGAUGCCGAAGUGUCGGAAGCGAGUGCGUACGCAAUGGAGCACACCCGUUACGCUGGGCAGGCCCGGGUUUUCGGGUGUGACGUGCAAGACCAACUAAUGUCCCAGAAUUACUUUGUGGUUGGCGCGGGAGCCAUCGGCUGUGAGCUCCUCAAGAACUUCGCCAUGAUGGGCAUCGGAGGAAACGACGGUCUCAUCCAUGUCACCGACAUGGAUGUCAUCGAGAGGUCCAACCUCAACAGGCAGUUCCUGUUUCGGCCCGAGGACGUUGGUCGAAUGAAGUCCGAGAGGGCUGCAACCGCUGUCCUUCAAAUGAACCCCGAGGUGAACAUCGAAGUCCACGAGGACAGGGUGGGUCCGGAGACGGAGAACAUCUACAACGACGACUUCUUCGAAUCUCUGGACGGCGUGGCCAACGCGCUGGACAACUUGGACGCACGUCAGUACAUGGACAGACGCUGCGUGUACUACCGGAAGCCCCUGCUCGAGUCGGGCACAAUGGGAACCAAGGGAAACGUGCAGGUUGUAAAGCCUGACAUGACCGAGUCCUACUCGUCGUCCCACGACCCACCCGAAAAAUUGAUACCAGUCUGCACCAUCAAGCAUUUCCCGAACAACAUCGAGCACACCUUGCAGUGGGCACGAGAUGAAUUCGAAGGUCUGUUCAAGCAGUCGGCUGCAAGUGCUGUCCAGUUCUUGACGGACCCCGAGUUUCUGCCUACUAAUUGUUAGUCUCCACAUCUACCGCAGGUCGUGACGCUGGAGGAGAUAAAAAAGAUUAUUGUCGAUGAGCGAGCAACCGUCUUCGACGACUGCGUUGCCUUUGCCCGGCUACGGUUCCAGCAACAGUACAACGACGAGAUACGACAACUGCUCCUCAAAUAUCCUGAGAAUCACAUCACGAGCUCCGGUGCUCCGUUCUGGUCUGGCUUCAAGCGGUGCCCUCACCCCAUCGAGUUCGACCCCAACAACCCCCUGCACAUGGACUACAUCGUGGCUGCAGCGAACCUGCGGGCCACAAUGUUUGGCAUUCCGCACAAUACAGACCGUAAGGCGAUCGCUGAAAUGCUCGAAGAUGUUGAUGUUCCAGUGCUCAAUCUCCCACCAAUCCCAGACCCGAACAACGCCGCCGACAAUGCCAACGUUCCAGUGCCACCAGACGGUGCGUGUUUAGACGUCGAGCGCUUAAACGAGCUGCUCGAAGAACUGCCCGAUUCAGAUGAGCUCGAAGACAUGCACCUUGAAACGCUGGACUUCGAGAAGGACGAUGACAGCAACUUCCACAUGGACUUCAUUGUGGCGGCCUCCAAUCUUCGCGCGGCCAACUACGACAUCGAGCCAGCAGACCGGCUCAAGAGCAAGCUCAUCGCAGGAAAGAUCAUUCCGGCCAUUGCCACCACCACGUCGCUCGUAGCGGGUCUGGCCUGCCUUGAGUUGUACAAGCUGGCCCAGGGUCACGAAAAGUUGGAGCUGUACAAGAACGGUUUCGUCAACUUGGCGUUGCCUUUCUUCGGCUUUUCCGAACCCGUUGCUCCAGUGAAGAAAAAGUUUCGCGACCAGGAGUACACCAUGUGGACAAGCAUCGACAUCGAAGGUGAGAUGACCCUGCAGGAUUUCAUGGAAAGUUUCGAAAAAGAGUUCGAGGUCGACAUCGUCAUGUUGUCCGAAGGUGCACGCAUGCUGUACUGUGAGUACAUGCCUCCGCCGGCCAGGCGUCUCAAAAUGACCGUGAGCGGCGUGGUGGAGGAACUGUCCAAGCAGAAGAUAGAUCCGGGCAAGCGCUUCCUAAUGCUUCAGCUCAUGUGCAAAGAUUUAGACGGCAAAGAAAUUGAAGUGCCCCAAGUACGCUACCAUCUGCCGACUUCAGAGGAAUCCGACCCUCAAGAGUGA